AUGUCUAAUCUGAGACUCUCACCUGAACGUUCUUCCUUUUCCCUUUCAGCUCACACUACGGCAAACGCCUUUUUUCUAAUGCGCAGGCCAAUAGCAACGCCAGCGCCUAACCUUCUCACAGCAAAUGCACAUGACUUGUGGUGCCCAUAUUCCAUUCCGCAGCCAAGUCACAGUCACCACGCCAAGUCCCUGAGUAAGCUGGAGGGGAAAAAGAACAAGAAGCAAGAAAGACGAGAGAGAAGGAAGAAACGCCAUGACGAGCGGCGCGUGGUAAGUAGAGAAGUGGGGAAAGGGUCUAGAUGGGGGCCGGACGGUCCGUUUCUGCCUCUCGGCUUGUAG
Molecule: messenger RNA, 339 nt
Organism: Bipolaris zeicola 26-R-13
Lineage: Eukaryota; Fungi; Ascomycota; Dothideomycetes; Pleosporales; Pleosporaceae
Exons: 3
Coding region: 1-339 (112 amino acids)
Source: RefSeq, a predicted model, not a curated record